GGAAUAAAUUAAAGUCAAAUCUACCGUUUUGACAAAAGCGAAGUGAUGUUAGGACUUUAUAAAACAAACCAGCAGUAACUAUACAAUCUUUACGUUUCUUUGGUUAAAUAACCUAUAAGGCCUACAUGCUACUUUUGAGCAGUUCGUCGUUUACGUUACUUGGAAACCUGAGUGCAUAUAUUUGAUUUAGGGCUAUACAGAAAGUAGCGGACAGCGAAGGGCCGUCAGCGUAAUUGAGUUUUCCAAAUAGUUUGUUCAAUAUUCACUUUAGCAACUGAAAAAUAUCUGUUUAAUGUAAAUUUCAACAUUAUGACUCAGACACCGUUGGAUGAAGUGUACAGAAAGACGUUUCAUGUAUUCCCCAAUGACAACCCUGCAGAUAUAAUGAAAUAUUACAACAAAAAUGGGACAACUUACGACAGUACCAUGAAAACUAUGACGUACAUCGCUCCUGAUGUUGCCGCACAAAAAGCAGCUUCGCUUGUGUCAGAUAAACAAAAGGAAAACUUUAAACUGCUGGAUCUUGGAGCAGGUACUGGACUUUCAGGUGCGGCUCUCCGACGUUCUGGUUUUCUUGGUAACAUAAGCGCACUCGAUGGGUCAGCCGAAAUGCUCAAAGUAGCCACGGAGAAAGGUAUAUACAGCGAUUCAACCGAACAUAUUCUGACUUCCUCAAACCCACUUCCUUAUCCGGAUCAUUCGUUCGAAAUGGUUGUCAGUGUUGCUACGUUUACAAAACAUCUAAUGGAACCAGAUUGCCUAGAGGAAGUUCUGCGGGUUUUAAAACCUCAUUCUUACAUGAUCAUCACGAUUCGAAUGUAUAGCGAAGUACAAGAUUACAAGGUUCGUUUUUACGACGAACUUGAUCGACUUGAAGCUGCCGGUUUGAUGAAGAUUUGUUCAAGUGAGAAAUUCCCUUAUUACAAAUGGGAUAAAAUUUCAGAUGAAUUCAAAGUAAACCUUGCUGAUCAAUACGGAGACGUGCUGGUGCUACAAAAGCUGGAUAUUAAUUAAAGUACUUUUGAAAACAGCUAUAAUAUUGUGUAGCGAUAUAAUUGGAAUAAAACAAUAAUUGCAAUUAACAUUUUCCGCGUCUUGGUCGUGUUUAAACCUUUCCAAAUAA
Messenger RNA from Ciona intestinalis (vase tunicate), 1123 nucleotides. RefSeq names its product methyltransferase-like protein 27. Gene Ontology annotation, molecular function: S-adenosylmethionine-dependent methyltransferase activity. The record is from RefSeq and is a predicted model, not a curated record. Lineage: Eukaryota; Metazoa; Chordata; Ascidiacea; Phlebobranchia; Cionidae.